This is a messenger RNA of Brassica oleracea var. oleracea, 1325 nucleotides long. RefSeq names its product binding partner of ACD11 1. The transcript has 5 exons. The coding region runs from base 214 to 1134 and encodes 306 amino acids. Lineage: Eukaryota; Viridiplantae; Streptophyta; Magnoliopsida; Brassicales; Brassicaceae. Gene Ontology annotation, molecular function: RNA binding. The record is from RefSeq and is a predicted model, not a curated record.
GUGACAAAUCCAAAGACCACUCACGUCGUCCGUUUUCCGAGGGUGUGUUAAAAAACGGGGGUCUCUCUCCUCUCACAGCAAAUCCGCUUCCCAUAGAUUUUUCUUCCUUUUGAUUUUUUCAGUUUUCGCUUCUUCGUCAGGUGAAAACAAAGAGAAGAACCAAAAAAAAAAAAAAACUUAAAACGUUUCGAUCCGCGUCAAGCGAUCUCCGCCAUGUCGAUGAUGACAACUGUGAAAGUGAGCAAUGUUUCUCUAGGAGCAACCGAUCGUGACCUCAAGGAGUUCUUUUCCUUCUCUGGCGACAUUCUCUACCUCGAGACCCAAAGCGAGACAGAACGGUCCAAAUUGGCAUAUGUCACUUUCAAGGAUCUACAAGGAGCUGAAACUGCUGUUCUUCUCUCGGGAGCAACGAUUGUUGAUUCUUCAGUCAUUGUCACUAUGGCUCCGGACUACCAACUAUCUCCUGAGGCUUUAGCUUCCUUGGAGCCCAAGGAAAUUAGCAAGUCUCCCCGGGCAGGUGACUCCGUCUUGAGAAAAGCCGAAGAUGUUGUGAGCAGCAUGCUCGCAAAGGGCUUCAUUCUAGGAAAAGACGCAAUCGCAAAAGCCAAGAGCGUCGACGAGAAACACCAGCUUACAUCCACUGCAUCAGCCAAAGUCGCAUCGCUCGACAAGAAACUCGGUUUCACCGACAAGAUCAACACCGGAACAGUCGUGGUGGGCGAUAAAGUCAGGGAAGUUGAUCACAAGUACCAAGUCUCUGAGAAGACCAAAUCAGCGAUCGCUGCAGCUGAGCAGACUGUGAGCAAUGCGGGUUCGGCUAUAAUGAAGAACCGGUACGUUCUCACGGGCGCCACGUGGGUCACCGGUGCUUUCAACAAAGUGGCUAAAGCUGCGGAAGAAGUUGGACAGAAGGCGAAGGAGAAAGUUGGUAUGGCUGAGGAAGAAGACAAGAGGAAAGUGGUUGAUGAGUUUGCUAGAGUUCACUUGUCUGAAUCACCAAAGGCGCCAUCAUCUAAGGAAGAUGACGUACAUGAACCAAAACGCUCUGAAUCUCCUGAACCAAAAGAAUCUGAACAUCAAGAGCCCCAGCAGCAACAACAAUCUUCUCAGCCUGUUGGUCCGGCUCAACCUUGAGAUAUGCAGUUAAGUAAAGACUAAAGACUUUCUGAUUCUUGUUGUAAACGGUAAUACUUUGAACGAAUCUCUCCUGGAAUUUCUGAAAAAUGAAUAUCGAACUUUUCAUUUAGUACCAAGACUUGUGUUCUUGUAACAUUGGAUUCAUGGUCGGUUUGGUAGUUAUGACUGGCAUAGAAAAGUCAAUUUUA